This is a messenger RNA of Penicillium soppii, 1014 nucleotides long. RefSeq names its product SDR family oxidoreductase. The transcript is spliced from 5 exons. The record is from RefSeq and is a predicted model, not a curated record. The coding region runs from base 1 to 1014 and encodes 337 amino acids. Gene Ontology annotation, molecular function: oxidoreductase activity, acting on the CH-OH group of donors, NAD or NADP as acceptor. Lineage: Eukaryota; Fungi; Ascomycota; Eurotiomycetes; Eurotiales; Aspergillaceae.
AUGGUUAAAGUGCUAUUGACCGGAGGCAGUGGCUUCAUCGCCGCCCACAUUGUCGACAUUCUACUGCAGCACGGCUUUGAUACAGUCGUGACAGUCCGAUCAGAAGAAAAGGGCAAACAAAUCCUCGAGGCUCAUCCCAAUACACCCAAGGAGAAGCUUUCGUAUGUGAUUGUUACGGAUGUAGCCAAGGACGGUGCAUUCGAUGAGAAGAAACAGGCCGUCAAAUCAAAUCCGCCAUUUGACUAUGUUCUGCAUACCGCAUCCCCCUUCCACUUCAACGUUCAGGAUCCCGUGAAGGACUUCCUCGACCCUGCCAUUAAGGGGACCACGGGUAUCUUGAAGGCCAUCAAAGCCUACGCUCCUAGUGUGAAGCGAGUAGUGAUCACAUCUUCUUUCGCUGCUAUUGUGAACGGCAAGCAGCACCCCAAGGUCUACAGUGAGAAGGAAUGGAACCCAGUGACAUGGGAGGAGGCAAUGGACCACUCACAGGUUUAUCGGGCCAGCAAGACAUUUGCUGAGAAAGCAGCUUGGGACUUUGUCGAGAAAGAGAAACCAAACUUCGACAUUGCUACCAUUAACCCACCGUUGGUAUUCGGCCCAGUGGUCCACUAUCUAAACACUCUUGAGUCCGUCAACACCUCAAACCAGCGCUUCAGAAAUUUGAUCCAGGGUGAGAUGAAAGAGAAAAUAGCCCCGACGGGUAAUUUUCUCUGGGUGGAUGUACGUGAUGUUGCUCUUGCCCAUGUCAGAGCAAUUGAGGUCCCUGAGGCCGGAGGGGAGAGAUUCUUCGUCACUGCUGGCUUCUUUUCGAAUAAGAAAAUUGCAGACAUUAUCCGUGAGGCUCGCCCCGAGUUGGAGUCCAAACUGCCACCUGUGAACGCCCCUGACGACUUUCCGGCAAACAUUUUCGAGUACGAUAACAACAAGUCACAGAGGGUUUUGGGCCUAGAAUAUCGCCCAUUUAAACAAACGGUCAUAGAUACUGUCGACGCUCUUCUAGCUGUUGGCGCUUAA